CAUUAUAAAUUCUGAAAAAGCCUUAGCCAUCGUCUGUGAGACAAGUCCGGCAGAGAUGACUGCAUCCACAGAGAAACUGCGAGAGAGCUACAACCAGCAGGGCUUCCUCUCUGCACUUCCUGUGCUGAAUGAGACAGAGCUGAGGGAAGCAAGAGAUGCCUUUUCUAAGUUGGAGAUGGAAUUUGGUACCGAGUACACGCAGUACAGCCUUCACAAUGCUCACCUUCAGUAUCCAUGGGUGAUGAACCUGACCAAGCACCCUCACAUCCUGCAAGUGAUCACAGCCGUCUUGGGCCCAGAUGUGAUCCUACUGGAUUCCCGCUUCAUCUGCAAAUACCCAGCAUUGGUCAAACCAGCCAAGGAGGAAAAGAUUGCCCAAAGCAAUGGGCCUGCUGAAAAAGAUGAACUUCCAUACGUGGCCUGGCAUCAGGACAUGAGGUACUGGGGUAUCACUGGCGGCCCUGUUCUUUCUGUGUGGCUUGCUUUGGAUGACUCACUAAAAGAAAACGGUGCCCUGCGGGUUAUCCCAGGCAGCCACUGCUCAGGCAUGUUGCCCCAUCGCCAAGCCCUCCGCCCUGGGAACAUGCUGUCAGUGAACCAGGAGAUCCCAGAGGAGCUGGUGCAGGUGGAGGAAGCUGUGUUAUGCCCUCUGUUAGCUGGACAGAUGUCUAUUCACGAUGGACUCCUUGUGCAUGCAAGUGAUGCCAACACAUCACAAAAGAGACGCUGUGGGUUUGUGAUCCGUUACGUUCCCACCUGUGCUUACCCCACAGAGGAUCCUGAUCGUCCAAGGAAGUUUCAUGCAACAAAGUUGAUCAGCGGGACAGACGCAUUCAAUCAUUUCUCCAACAAAAGCACAUGAAUAUAAGUAUUCAUGUGACUACAGUCCAAUUUGCAAGACCAGGAGUUAAUAUAUGUUACAGAAAUAUAAUGUGUUGUUAAA
This is a messenger RNA of Neolamprologus brichardi, 943 nucleotides long. RefSeq lists its product as uncharacterized. The record is from RefSeq and is a predicted model, not a curated record. Lineage: Eukaryota; Metazoa; Chordata; Actinopteri; Cichliformes; Cichlidae.